GAAAUCCCCUUUACUUUAACCGAUUAUUAAAAUUGCACGAAACUUUAAAAAAUCAAUAUUUAGUACAAAAUGUUGUUGUAUCACAUAAAGUCCCGUUAGUACUGUAGUUUUUUUAGGCAGAGAAUCCAAACAAAUGGCUUCCAUAUCCAUUAACUGUUUCUUCACUCCUCAAGCUCUAGCCCGACCCAGCAGGACACGGAAGAUCUUCGCUAAACCUGACAAAGUCUCGGGAAGAACCCGAAACCCUAGAAAGACGAAGCUCCAACGCGAAGUGGAGCUUAAAUCUCGAGGCGGUGAUAAACUCCAGCCGGUUUCCGACGCCGGCGGCGAAGCCACUACUUAUACACGUCUUCCUCCUAGGGAGGAUUUCUCUGAUGUCUCUCUUUUGUCUUCAUCUUAUUUAAAAGUUUCUGAAGAAGUGAAGUUAUCUGAGUCAAAUGUCGCAAGGGUUGAGGAAAAGAUUGAACCUUUGGGGGGAAAUGAGGAAGAAGAGAAAGAAAAAGAGGUGAAGAGUUAUGAUGAUGAUGAUAUUUGGGGAAAUUAUAGAAGAUUGGAUGUGUUUGAAGGUAAUUCAGGAUCAAUUGAUGAAGAUGAUGAAGAUUGGGAAGAUGAAGUGUUUGAGUAUGGUGAUGAUACGGAUGAGAGUGAAGGAUCUGGAUUGAAGGAUGGAGAAGUUUUAUGUUUCUCGGGUGGAGAGGGAGAGGAAGAGGAAGAUGAUGAUGAAAUUGGGGUGAAGGAGAAAGGGGUUCCGGCGGUGAUGAGGUGUUUCGAUAGAGCGAAGAUAUUUGUUAAAGCUGGAGAUGGAGGGAACGGUGUGGUGGCGUUUAGGAGAGAAAAGUUUGUUCCUUUUGGAGGACCUUCAGGUGGAGAUGGAGGGAGAGGAGGGAAUGUGUAUGUAGAGGUUGAUGGGUCUAUGAAUUCGUUGUUGCCGUUUCGUAAGAGUGUGCAUUUCAGGGCGGGAAGAGGGGAACAUGGGAGAGGGAAGAUGCAGAGUGGAGCUAAAGGAGAUAAUGUUGUGGUGAAAGUGGCUCCUGGGACGGUGGUGAGACAGGCUAGAGAGGUUGGGAGUGAGGUGGAGGGUGAGGAAGGGGAGGAGAAGGAGGUGCUUUUGGAGUUGCUGCAUCCGGGACAGAGGGCAUUGUUGUUGCCUGGAGGGAGAGGUGGACGAGGGAAUGCUUCGUUUAAGUCGGGGAUGAAUAAAGUUCCUAGGAUUGCUGAAAAUGGUGAAGAAGGUCCUGAAAUGUGGCUGGACUUGGAACUGAAGCUGGUCGCAGACGUUGGGAUUGUGGGUGCUCCAAAUGCAGGAAAGAGCACGUUGUUGAGCGUGAUAAGUGCCGCACAGCCAACCAUAGCAAAUUACCCAUUCACCACAUUACUUCCCAAUCUAGGUGUGGUUUCGUUUGAUUACGAUUCAACAAUGGUGGUCGCAGAUCUUCCUGGUUUGCUCGAAGGAGCGCACAGAGGCUUCGGUUUAGGCCAUGAGUUUCUACGGCACACUGAGAGAUGUUCAGCACUGGUACAUGUCGUGGAUGGUUCAGCUCCGCAACCUGAACUUGAGUUUGAAGCUGUUCGUCUCGAACUGGAACUAUUCAGUCCUGAGAUCGCCGAGAAGCCUUACGUAGUGGCAUACAACAAAAUGGACCUCCCAGAUGCUUACGAGAAGUGGCCAAUGUUUCAGGAAACUCUUCGUGCCCGUGGGAUUGAACCUUUUUGUAUGAGCGCAGUACAAAGAGACGGCACACAUGAAGUAAUCUCGUCCGUUUAUGAACUCCUGAAGAAGUACAGAGCAGCCAACGCAGAACCCAAAGCAUUGUUCGAUCAAGCAAAUGAGAAUCUGGACCAUGUAGCUAAGAAGAUUGAUAAAGAACGACGAGCAGCCAUUAAUGAGUUUGAGAUCUUCCGCGAUAGCGGUACCAGGGCUUGGCAUGUAGUUGGAGCCGGGCUUCAACGGUUUGUCCAGAUGACUAACUGGAGGUACAUGGAUUCAGACAAAAGGUUUCAGCAUGUACUUGAUGCUUGUGGUGUGAACAAAUCACUGAAGAAUAUGGGCGUUAAAGAAGGCGAUACCGUGAUCGUAGGAGAGAUGGAGUUGAUAUGGCAUGACUCAGCCAAUGGCUCGAGCCGUCCUACGGAUUCAAACAAGACUUCGACAGACUCAGUCAGAUGGCCUCAAUGGAAAUGAACCAUUUAAGGUCUCUCUUGGAGUUGGAGUGUUUCUUUAACUGACGCAAGAAGUGAAUCGCAUUACUUUCUCAGCCUUUGGAUUGAACCAGUUGCAGAUCAUUGAAUCGAUUUUUUUAGAUGUACUAUUAAUAAGACUAGGGGUCGACC
Molecule: messenger RNA, 2331 nt
Organism: Arabidopsis arenosa
Lineage: Eukaryota; Viridiplantae; Streptophyta; Magnoliopsida; Brassicales; Brassicaceae
Source: the annotation of a GenBank genome assembly